CGGAGCUUUGGAUCUCCAUGGACACGGCUUCUCCUAGCAACCUGGCGGGCGUUGAGCAGAGCCGCCUGCGCGAUGGACGCGGAAAGCCUCCUGCUGUCACUGGAGUUGGCGUCUGGCAGUGGGCAGGGCCUUAGCCCAGACCGUCGGGCCUCGCUGCUCACUUCUCUUAUGCUGGUUAAACGCGACUACCGCUUCGAUCGGGUCCUCUUCUGGGGCCGCAUCCUCGGCCUGGUCGCCGAUUACUACAUCGCUCAGGGCCUGAGCGAGGACCAGCUCGCACCGCGCAAGACCCUGUACAGCCUGAACUGCAUGGAGUGGAGCCUCCUGCCCCCCGCCACAGAGGAGAUGGAGACACAGACGUCUGUGGUGAAGGGCCGCUUCAUGGGAGACCCCUCCCAUGAGUACGAACACACGGAGCUGCAGAAGGUGAACGAGGGUGAGAAGGUCUUUGAAGAAGAAGUAGUGGUCCAGAUCAAGGAAGAGAAGCGCUUGGUGUCUGUUAUUGACCAGAUCGACAAGGCUGUGGCUGUCAUUCCCCGAGGCGCCCUCUUUAAGACCCCUUUUGGACCUAUCAAUGUCAAUCGGACCUUUGAAGGACUGUCCUUGUCCGAAGCCAAGAAGCUGAGUUCUUACUUCCACUUCAGGGAGCCUGUUGAGCUGAAGAACAAGACAUUGCUGGAGAAGGCUGAGCUCGAUCCGUCCCUAGACUUCAUGGACUCCUUGGAGCACGACAUCCCCAAAGUUCCAGGGGACUGUGGCUGUGGACUCCUGGAGCAGAGAGGGACUCCCCAGAUGCUGCUGCGGGGACUGGCACGGGGAGCUGACAGGGGUUACCUUCCGGGGGUCUGUGUUCUGACCAGAAGCUGCAUACGGUGUACUGGGAACACUUUGUUCUGUCACACCCCCUCUCCUGUUACCCCUGGGCCAUCUGUUUUCUGGAAUGAAUGACUAGAAGAGCAACAGGCUAAGUCUCCAGAACCUGCAGGCAGGUUUAUGAGGUGGAAGAUCUCAGGGAUCCAGAGAGGCAAGCUGCAGGAGCUGGGGGAGAUACUCCCCACUUCUCUGACCACCCCCACCCUGCCGGGAAGUGCCCCAACCAGAGCUCUGGGAAUCCAGGGACACUCUUCUUUCUCGACGCUAUCUGGCUGGCACUGAGGGGCCGGGGGUCAGGCCGACACUGUGGCUUCUGCCUCAUCACCUCACUCUUGGCUGGCGGUACUUGGUGCAGGCCCCUGCACAGUGCUGAGGUGGCCCCUACGUGGGCACCCCUCAAGCAGGUCAGGGCCAGCAGACUACAUACACCCCGAAAGCUCUAGCUGUGACCUGGGCAGGUGCUGGAGCCCUGAGACGGGCUGAACUGCCAUCAGGGCUAAGGGUGCCUGAUGGUCAGGUCUCCUGGAUUCAGGGUGGCCUCUGGUGGGUGGGGCCUGAGCUCCAAGGCUGCUGGGUGUGGAGUGAUCGGGGUGGGCCAUGGUUGGAGGCAGCCUGGGGGCAGUGGCGCAGCGGGAGCCAGGCAGCCGGGCUGGGCUGGCAGCUGAUGAAGGCCUCGGCGCAGUUCUCAGUGCAUCACUGGCUGGUCCAACACCAAAACCUUCAAAGCAUUUGCCUUUCUGGCAGGGGCUGGGGCAGAGCUGCGGCUGGGCUGGGAGAGGCCUCGGCGCAGGGGAAUAGAAGCUCCAGAUCUGCAUCCAGGGGCGAUUUUCCCAGGCUCCUUCCUCCCACACAGCGGCUCCCUCCCUUGGUUCUGGAGCUGGAUCGGGCCCUUCCCGCCAAGUCCUCGUGGCUGUACAACUCAGCCCCAGGCUGGGCUGCUCCCGUCUGGGGAGCAAAAACCAGGGCAGAACCCAGGACAGACAAAGGCUCAUUAGCUGCAGCCCAAGUCCCCUCCCACCAAGGACGGCUCUCAGUCUACCGGCUGCCAGAAAAGGGCUAUUGAGCUGGAGGCCUGAAAAGGCCACACUUUUAUGUGAGCCUGGGCAGGUCUCAUCCAUCUCAGAGUGAAGCUGCUGGGCCUGGAGCAAAAUUUUGCAAGAGAGGUGAAGCGCAAGAGGACGGCAGGCCACCAGCGAGCCCGAGUGCAGGGAGAGAGGGGCCUGGCGUCUCCCCGCCGAGCCCCAGCCCUGCUCCGCCUGUGCAUGGGGACCCAGCUUCCUCCCCCAUGCAACCUGUCACUGGACUUGCUGACAGGAAUAAAACGGACUGCUUUGAGUUCCACCUCUUUUCAUUUCCUUCGCCCUCCCUCUGGAAGUGGCUUUAAUGAGCAGUGAAAUGGCUCAAAGGCAAUCAGGAGGAGUAAAGGGCCGGGAUAAUUAAAUUGUCUUCCUCUUUCCCAGUGGAACCUUAAUGCUCAGGCCUGGCUGCCUGGAACUGGGGUUUCUGCACCCCCGGCCGGGCUCUGCCUCCAUGAUGCCCAGGCCUUGCCCUCUGCUGCCUCUUCCCCAACCCCCAGGGUCCUGGAGUGUCCAGAUGGAGAGGGGCAAUGCCCUGGUGGUGCUGCGCAGCCUGCUCUGGCCCGGCCUCACCUUCUACCAUGCUCCUCGCACCAAGAACUAUGGCUACAUCUACGUGGGCACCGGCGAGAAGAACCUAGACCUGCCCUUCAUGCUGUAGGCGGGCCGCCCAGAGGGUGUGCAGAGUCUGAAUAGUAUUUUCAUAAAGGUGGUAAAUCUGG
Cervus elaphus (red deer) is the source of this 2671-nucleotide messenger RNA. RefSeq names its product radial spoke head component 9 (gene RSPH9). NCBI's taxonomy places the organism in Eukaryota, Metazoa, Chordata, Mammalia, Artiodactyla, Cervidae. The record is from RefSeq and is a predicted model, not a curated record. Gene Ontology annotation, cellular component: axoneme. The transcript is spliced from 5 exons. Bases 73 to 948 code for a protein of 291 amino acids. Gene Ontology annotation, biological process: motile cilium assembly; cilium movement involved in cell motility; axoneme assembly.